Fusarium redolens is the source of this 516-nucleotide messenger RNA. RefSeq lists its product as uncharacterized. Gene Ontology annotation, cellular component: cytoplasm. The transcript has a single exon. Bases 1 to 516 code for a protein of 171 amino acids. The record is from RefSeq and is a predicted model, not a curated record. NCBI's taxonomy places the organism in Eukaryota, Fungi, Ascomycota, Sordariomycetes, Hypocreales, Nectriaceae. Gene Ontology annotation, molecular function: oxidoreductase activity.
AUGGCGUUUCUCACAACAAAGGAGCAGGUUCAACGAUAUCACGAAGAAACGGCUAUAAUGCAGGACAACACCGCCAUCGUUACUGUUGGAGCGGGUUGGAUUGGGCUUUGCACUACAUACCAUCUCUCCAAGUCACUCAGCACACAGGAUCCGAAGUCCAAGAUCGUCGUUGACGCCAGUGACAGACCGUUCGCCGAUGCUUCGUCAGCUUGCACAGGUUGUUUUCAAUACCACUUCCCUGGCCCGCUAAGCAAAAUACUUACACCUCUUGGGAAAUACUCGUUCAAUCUAUGGGCGCAAGAGGCGCAGGAUGUCGAUUUCAGAAUCGCAACGGGGUACCGGUCGAAUUCUUCCUACGGCAUUUAUCAAGGUGAUAGCAAGGGCCUUGAUAAACUUCCCACCUGGAUCAAGACAGAGACCUCUUGGGAUGUUGACACCCAGGUUCUGGGGGGUAGCACAGCUACAGUGCACGUAUUCUCCAGCUCCAAAUCUACUGUCCUUAGUUACAAGUGCUAA